AUGGCAAUUAGAGCAUCAGGACAGUACGUUUCUAAGAAUAAGGGAUCUAGAAAAACAAAGUCUCGAGCAAAGGAGAAUCGGUUCUCUAAGAAGCAGUCGUUCAAUCUUGUUACUUCGCCAAUAUUUCCAGUAACCCAUCAUGGAAAGACAUAUCAUCCCAAGACCAAGGCCAAGCAAGAUCUCACAUCCUUUCUAGUUGGUAGAACGUUUAAAGUAAACCAAGGAGACUUGAAUGGAAUGAAUACUGAAACUCACAGGAACUUCUGCUUCAAGGUUGGUGAUGUCAGAGGAAAUGAUUGUCUUGGAUUUUUCAAUGGCAUGUAUAUGGCAAGGGAUAAGCUUGCUAACAUGAUUAGGAAGUGGCACUCUCUUAUAGAUGCCCACUUGGACCUCACAACGUCGGAUGGCUCUAUAUGGAGAGUCUUUGUUCAUGCAGUUACUAAGAGACUUCCCGGACAGGUGAAGAGGAAUUCAUAUUGCCAGACGACACAGGCCAAGAAGAUCAGAAAGAUUAUCUUCGAAGUGCUUACUGAGGAAUUUGAAGGCAUUGAUGUUGACAAGUUGGUUAAGAAGCUUUCAACAGAGGCCGUUGGAAAGGAAGUUGAAAAUAGAUGUGCUAAGAUCUAUCCGCUGACUGCCGUUAUUUCCAAGGUUAAGCCCAUCAAGAACAUGAAGAUAGUUGAGGCAUUGAAUGCGAAGAAUGUGGCACAAUCUAAUGCUCCUGAGGCUAACCAGUUUAUCAUUGCUGAAGAGGCCAAUUAA
Vittaforma corneae ATCC 50505 is the source of this 762-nucleotide messenger RNA. RefSeq lists its product as uncharacterized. Gene Ontology annotation, cellular component: cytosol; ribosome. The transcript has a single exon. The record is from RefSeq and is a predicted model, not a curated record. Lineage: Eukaryota; Fungi; Microsporidia; Nosematidae. Gene Ontology annotation, molecular function: structural constituent of ribosome. Bases 1 to 762 code for a protein of 253 amino acids. Gene Ontology annotation, biological process: translation.